AUGGCAUAAUAAUAAUUAUAAAGGUAUGAUGCUGAUGAAAACUUAUCUAAAUUUCUGAAUAAAGAAUUAGGCAAAUCAAUAAAGUUUUAAAAAAAACAUGUAAUAAUAAAAUUUACAAGAUUAGGAGAAAGAACUUAAUAAUUUAAUGGCUUAUCAAUAAAUAAUUUAGGAUGAGAAAUUAAAGAAUGAAAAUAAAUUACACUAAAUGUUUUACAAGGAGAAAUUGAUUGAUAAUUCUAAAAAAUAAAAGGAAGAUUUUGUAAUAAUUAAUGUUAUUGUGAGUUGAAAGAGCAAAAAGUGAAUAAGGAUCAGCAAUUUUUGUAUAAAUAAAAAGAAAAUGAUUAUAUUAAUGCUUUAGAUGCAAGUUGGUGUUUUUAUUAAGAUUAUUCUCCUUCAAAAGAUAUGAAACCAUUAAAGGUAGAUGCUGAAAGAGAGAAAGUUCUUCGAUUUUUAUUCAAAUAACUUUAAACUACAACUGAUAAUGUUGAAAGAGCUUUAAUAAAAAAGAAAAUUAAUAAAUUUAGGGAUUCUGAAGUAUAAAACAUAUAAUAUUAAAUAAUAGAUUUCUAAAAAGAAAUUAGAUUAUAUUGAUCAUAAAAUAGGAUAUGCAAAAUAAAUCAGAAGUGAAUCUCUCGAUCGCUCUAUUGAUAAAAUAAGAAUGCAUGACAUGCAUAUAAUUGAUGUAUAAGAAAAGAACAACCUAAUAAAUUAAGAGAAAUAAUCUUAUUAUAGUGAUAAAUUAAAAUAAAUUGAAUAAAAGAUUUAAUUGAUAGAAAAAUAACAAAAUCUUAAUAAACUUAAUAGAUUAAAUUUCGAAUAAUAAAAGGAUGAAUAUCGUUAAGCAGUAAGAUCUAAUUCUUAAACUCUUUUGCAUCAAAAGGAAUUAUUGAAUUAGAACCAUUUUAGUGAAAAAAGUUAUAAAUUAAAUUUCUUAGUGGAUCAGAAAUAAAAGCUCCUAAAACAAAGAUAAGAAUUGCUAGAUGCAUUAAAUUAGAAAAGAAUUAUUGCUAAACAAUCUUUAGAUGAUAUUAAAUAUCCACAAAUAAACUCGAACAAUUACAAGGCAACAUAUUUUUGA
Molecule: messenger RNA, 1078 nt
Organism: Paramecium sonneborni
Lineage: Eukaryota; Ciliophora; Oligohymenophorea; Peniculida; Parameciidae
Source: the annotation of a GenBank genome assembly